GGAGAGAGAAGAAUGGGAUGCAAUGAAGGAAGGAGAGAAUCCGAUGCAGAAAGGCGACCCACAAGAUAAGGACCGUCUGUUUGACGUCUCUCUCGGGUUGCCUCUCUGCUUUUGAGCGAGUCCUCCUCCAACUCCAUCUCCUUCUCCUUCCUCUUCAGUCAUCGUUUCCAUCUAAUCGCUUCCUCAUCUCCAUUUGUUAAUAGAAUUUCCGCAGCAUCUCCGAUCCCUAUGCUCAUUUUAAACUAUAUUCUGUUUCUUCUUGACUCUCCCUCUCUCUCUCGAAUGUGAUAGGAGCACCGAUCCCGAAGUCCCUACAAAUCUUUUUUUUUUUUUUUUUUCUUUUGUGAUCUCUCUUUCCUCUCUCUUGCGGUGUUAAAUUCUUGAGUUCCUCCGUCCACUUUGCACCACCUUCUCUCUCGGUUGCGUGUUUCGGCCUUCUUUUGUUCUUUGGCUAUGUCGUCUUCCGAGUUCGAGGAGAGCACCGUCAGGGAGCUACGGCCAGAUGGGUGCCAGACGCCGGCGGAGCUCCGGAGCGAAGAGGACGGUGGUGACCGUCAGAUCCCCGCGACUCGCGACGGUGGUAGCAGCCAGAUUCCCGAGACUCGUGAUGGGGGUGAAGGUGAUGCGUUGACGGAGGAGGUGGAAGACGGGUACCGGACUCCGACGUCUCCGCAGCACAGGAUACCGGAGGCGCUGGAGUGCCCACCUGCACCGAGGAAGCCCAAGAAGGAGGUUCGAUUGAAGAGGAAGCGGUCGUUCGAUGCCCUUCACGUGGAUACCGUCGAGGUGGAGAGCUUUCUUCGGCGGAUUAUCGGCGAGUUGCUUGCCGACGGCGGCCGGAAGGUCAGAAAAGUUGGAGGAGAAUGACCAAGACUUGAAGGAAUAGCGGCAAGUCGGCGACGAAAUUAUUGUAAAGUAUCUCGCGGUUGGCAGAAGAUCAGCAAACUUUGAGAUCUGAAAUCGAUGCUGUUUCGAUGCUGUUGUUGGUGUCUCUCUGCUGUUGAUGCUGAUGUUUCCCUUGCUGUAACGACGGAAAUGGAAUUACAGCGGCAUUUGUGGCACCGGUUAUAAGCACACUGACCUUUUGUCUUUUCUUUCCGUUUCUCGCUUUUAUUUUCUUAAAUGCAAUUCAUGGUCAACACAGAAAAAGAUCAGUUAAAAAUAUUUCUCUUUGAUUUGGCGAGAGCGGCGAACCAUACGGUGCAUUAAUAUUUAAUGAACUCGAGAAUUUCAUCUCUUUUUGA
Nymphaea colorata (pocket water lily) is the source of this 1244-nucleotide messenger RNA. Its product is annotated as cyclin-dependent protein kinase inhibitor SMR3-like. The transcript is spliced from 2 exons. Bases 454 to 867 code for a protein of 137 amino acids. The record is from RefSeq and is a predicted model, not a curated record. Gene Ontology annotation, biological process: regulation of DNA endoreduplication. NCBI's taxonomy places the organism in Eukaryota, Viridiplantae, Streptophyta, Magnoliopsida, Nymphaeales, Nymphaeaceae.